This is a messenger RNA of Lactuca virosa, 291 nucleotides long. The record is from the annotation of a GenBank genome assembly. NCBI's taxonomy places the organism in Eukaryota, Viridiplantae, Streptophyta, Magnoliopsida, Asterales, Asteraceae.
AUGGACCUAUCGUAUGGCACUACAUGCAUCCUUACUCAUUCUCUCACAAGAAUUAAUGAAGCGGUAACAUGCAAAUUCAACAACAAUUUGUACAAUGUGGGAGUCAUAGAAUAUGACUACAAUUGGCAUCCCUUCUAUCACAUUCCCGCUACUCAGGAACAUCUGGAUGAUGAAGACGAAGAUGCAAACAAUAAUGACUUGUCCAAAACAGAUUCAGUCGCGAAAUCGGACGAGGAAGGUAUUUCUAAAACUUGGGUGAAUAAUCAUGAGGAAGAUUUAGAAGAAGGAUAA